AUGGAAGGCGGCAAGCACCGUCCAAUUUUCAUACACCGACAGGCAAGACCAAACACUCUGACCCAAGAGUCAAGACUCAAGAGACGGGGACAAUGGUGCGUGCGCCGCGUCCGCCGUCCCCGUCAGGCCCGUACCCUCUGCUUCGAGACAAAAGUGCCAGGUUGCAAGUCGAAUGCCGAGAGCUUGCACUCCGACGAUGCCGCUAGACGACUUUGGGCAAAUCUAAACAGCGCAACAACGUCUCAAAUAGUCCAUAACCACGUACAACUACCUCACCUCACUGUACGGAUCUGCUCCUCGGGUGGUUACGUGGACACGCCUACACUCUUCGCACAAUAUCACAGAUUGGGGCUCCUCGUCAACGCCGUGCCCGGCAGCCUUACGGCCAGGAGACAAGAGAACCCCGGCUCUUAUUUGGCCUACUAUUGUCGUCCCUUCCGAGCUGGAUUGAGCAUUUCAGCUGCAAGAGAUGCCGGCGGCGAUGCGAUACUACCCAUGGAACCAACCUCUCUGCCAGGAACUUCCAUCGACACUCCCUCCAUCAACAAUACGCCCAUUCCAUCUCCCCGACCGCACCCCUUAUCCAAAGCGAUGGGGCCACCGUCAAGUAAAGCCUUCAGACUGUCAUUAGAUGUGACAUCCCUCCUUGCCCGCUGGGAUACUGGCCCUUCUAAAUUGCAUACUACAUGCUGGCACAAAAAUCCACAUCCAGCACGCACACAACUUCGCCUCAUCUUCCACCCAAUUGGGGGUCCAACUGACUUGACAGUCUCGAUCCGAUUCACAAUCGCAAACCACCCGCACUGCACGAGCUCAGAGUUGCAGUACACACUGCAGAACCUUGCCGGCCACCAAACUAGUUGCCCGCUCCAGGCGAGCCCAUGUCAUAUAGCCGCGACAUCUUGGUGUCUAGGCGGCCGUGUCAACCCCGUGGUAACACAAUUGCCCGCGCUCUGGUCGCAGGCUGUGUCAAUACCGAAUUCGCAUCUUGAUACUGUCACUCAAGGAGUGAGCACUUUAUCGCUGAAUUACCAUGACGAAACUCAAUCAACUUCGCUCAACUUUGAACGCCACCGCCCAACAUUGUCAAGCAAGACUUUGACUAUGCCACCAAUACCCCCGGCUGGUGUUCAAGGCACGCCGUCCAUCAAGCCAGUCCAAGCGGCUGUGUGUCCUCUCAGGCUCGUUCAGGGGUUGCCCUCCGCCAUGGCGAACCACAGCUUUGGAUACCUCCAAUUCAAGUCCAUGGUCCAUUACAACACCACGUCGCUACCUGACUCGAACCUUGCCCGCGGUACUUUGUCGAAUCAUCGCAAAGCUUGCGACGUGCUACCCAACGGGGCCAUUGACAUCGACAGGCCAAGGCCCAGCUUCACCAAGGGCCGCCAGGUGCAACACUGCAAAGGCGUGAUGGAGAUGCUGGUCAUUUAUGCUCCAGCUCUCUUGCUUACCCUUGCAACGCUCGCUACCUACAGACGACCAUGCACACGCCCCACGCCACGAUCUGCCGCCAACGGCUCCCGCUACAACGCAACCCCCUUCCAAUGCAUUCCCUCGUAUUUCGCUGUGGGCUACGGGCAGUGCUGUUGGAUGUUCGAAUGGUGGCUAUCUACACGACUACGGACGAAUGUCGUGGGCACUUGGAUAGCCUCUAUCCUUACGACUACAGACCCCCAACAGAGCUGCCGCCCGCAUGCUCGCCCGAUUAGGCCCGGGGACGAGCUGAUCCUCUGCUUUGGGAAAAGACACUCCAAAGGCACAACUUGGAUGCUGGCAAGGUCUCGUGUCGGAAAAAAGAAAAACGCUCAAUCUGCGCAUGCUGCGCUACUACACACUGAAUCAACCGUUAUCAAACGUUCAAGGGUUGAACGAUGGCUUGUCUUCCAUCCCAAGACAAAUCCUUUGGGGUCCAUUGGCCAAGCUUCCGUCCUGCCGUCCCCUCUUGACUUGGAUCGGUCAUCAACCAAGAUACGAAUACCUACCUACCUUACACACACCAGCCGCUGCCCCUUGAAUCUGGCCGAUGAGAACCCCACCCAAUUCUAUGUCGAGGCUUUCCGCCUUUGGUUUGACGAACAUCGGACAUCGUCCCUCCCUCGCUUUCGUCCCAGAUUCAGGAUGAAAGUGCCCUACCUACUUGACCUAUACAUGUGCAACACGACACGGACCUUUCCAAGUUUCCAGCCUCAACUUACUCCGCGGCCUCCGCCGAAACUGGCGCCAGAGCCCUCUUCCGCCACGUCCGUUGUGCGAGUGACGCGUUCCGCCGCGCAGCCUCAAUGCAUUACCGCCUACGGCAUGAUCGGUCGGCCAUCACUCGCAGCUCGUUGCCCGCACCGCCGAUGCGGCCCUCUUUCUCUUCACAACCACGAGGACCAGUCUCGGCUCCAAGCUCGUCCUGGCCCGCUGUGCAACGAGACAGAAAGGCGCGGUGGCUUCGGUACUUGGCUAAGCAAUCUAUCAACUCAUGCACCGCGGUCCCAGGUUCGGGGAGGGUGCCCGCCACAGUCAAUUCCUGACCCCAGGCUUGCUUUCGUGAGGCUCAGAGAGGGGGCAAAACGGAGGCUAAACUUCCCCAUCGUGGGUCCCCCCUUCUCCGACCAGGGCGAUCACCGGGUUUCGCAGAUCUCGCGAAAAGCUCCAGUCGUCAAAAAAUUCAAGGCCACAAAACUGUCGUACCCGCGCGUGUUUUCCAUGCGACCAUGCGAGUUCUUGGAGCAGGAAGAGGGGCAUGCGCUCGCUGAUCAGCAGAACAAAUCCAACCCAGAGACUUGGAUCAUUUCCAAAAUACCGGUAUGCCCAGAUUGUCGAAACGACGUUGGCGCUCUGAAUAGCUAUAUGGCGCCAAUAGCUACCUGGCGUGUGAUGGGCAUCGGGCAGAACAAACACCUAGAUAUCGUGACCGCUUGGCAUGCCGGGCGCUGCUACUCGACGCUCGGCUCACAUUGCCUCGGCGGCCAUUCAGGUAGCUCCGACGUCAUUCGUCAGUCAGGUAGGUGGUAUGCCAAUCUAAUGGUCAACUUAUCAGCUAGUAUGCCACAAUCUCAGUGGUGCAGAAUGUAUAUCUCGAUGGGGAUAAUUCACGAUGAAGCCCCUCUACUACCUUCGCCAGAGAAAGCCAAGACUUGCUUGUCUCAUAUGCGCGGUUCCCAGAUCAUUCUCGCCAUUGCACAAAUUCUUUUGUGA
Molecule: messenger RNA, 3186 nt
Organism: Colletotrichum lupini
Lineage: Eukaryota; Fungi; Ascomycota; Sordariomycetes; Glomerellales; Glomerellaceae
Exons: 19
Coding region: 1-3186 (1061 amino acids)
Source: RefSeq, a predicted model, not a curated record